Messenger RNA from Bubalus bubalis (water buffalo), 8472 nucleotides. RefSeq names its product ASXL transcriptional regulator 2 (gene ASXL2). The transcript is spliced from 10 exons. The coding region runs from base 3236 to 7012 and encodes 1258 amino acids. Gene Ontology annotation, molecular function: peroxisome proliferator activated receptor binding; DNA binding; chromatin binding. Gene Ontology annotation, cellular component: PR-DUB complex. Gene Ontology annotation, biological process: positive regulation of transcription by RNA polymerase II; animal organ morphogenesis. The record is from RefSeq and is a predicted model, not a curated record. NCBI's taxonomy places the organism in Eukaryota, Metazoa, Chordata, Mammalia, Artiodactyla, Bovidae.
UUAAUAGUUCUUCUUCUUCCAGACCCCGGGUCGGUUAUUCUCUUUCCUUUACUAGUUAGAUCAGUACUGUCCCAUGGAAUUUCCUGCAGUGAUGGAAGUGUUCUGCAUCUAUGUUGUGUAACUCAACAAAGUAGUCACUAGCACCAUGCGUCUUUUGAGCACUUGAAAUACAGCUAGUGUGACAGAGAAACUGAAUUUUCACUUUAUGUUAACCUGAAUUUAAAUAGCCACAUAUGGCUAGUCGCCAUCGCAUUGGACAACUCUAGGUUUUUACCUGGGUUUAUUUUCAGCUCUUGGCUACCUGUAACCCUUCUUAGGAUGCUAUUAUGUUAUUUACCUCUUUAAUACUCUCUUCUAAAAUUUGAGGACUAAAUUGCUUUAACAGCUCACUCCUUACUAGGAAAAGAAUGCUUUUCAUUUCUACUAGCAAAGACUAAAUUUAGUCUGCUAGUCUUUGCCCUCAUCUCCUGCUUGGUUUCUGCUUUAUAGUUUACCCCAAAUUGUUUUUUUAGAGAAUAACAUCUUUGUUGCUGUAGCUUCCCUGGGAUGAAUUUUCCACUUAGAGAUACAUUUUAUUACCUAGUCUUGCUAAUUAUCUGUAGCUUCUUUUUCAACAGUCUUUUUGAAGAGGCAAAAUCAUUUUUACCCCAGUAUUGGUAAAUUGAGCCAUAUAUGGCAGGACAGAUUUUAAGCCAGCUCAUGCUGGUUACUUUAUAAGGACUGAUGUAGUGAUAUGCCAGAGCAAAACAGACAUUCAAGAAUUUCCCUAGCUUGGAUAUCCUCUUAGGUUUCAGUUGUAGGUGAGUUGUCUUUGAAUCUAGAAUUUAGAGAUAACACUUAUUAGAAUAAUUGACUCAAUGUUAAGUGCUAGUAGAGCUAUUGAUUUUUGAACUGUAUCAGAAAAGUCAUCAGGUUUAUUACCAUUUCUGUGUUAAUGUGUGGAUUACUCUUGGAGAAAAUUUAGAUAACUGGUUGUGUUAUCUGAGUUCUCUCAUAACAGCUGCUACACAUGUUAUUUGGACAAAUUUUGAAACCAGGGGAUCUUAGCUUUAAAAUCACAACCACUUAGAGAACAGCCCAGACCCUAAGUGUUAUGAACAAAUGGAAUAAAGGCAAGGCAAGAUUGGGACCUGUGACCAACAUUCUUUAAAAAAAAAAAAAAAAUUGAUUUAUAUAUUUGGCUGUGUAGGGUCUUUCUUAGUUGUGGCACACAAGAUCUCUGCUGCAGUGUAUAAACUCUCCAUUUGUGGCGCAUGGGUUCCGGAGUGCACAGGCUUAGUUCCCUGAUCAGGCACUGAACCCACAUCCCCUGCAUUGCAAGGCAGAUUCUCAACCACUGGACCACCAGGGAGAUCCUCAGUAUUCUUGAUAUGUAUUUUUUAAAAGUAAUCCCAGUUAGUAGUGAAGAGAGGUGUGUCCAGUGUCUUAAUGUUUCUCAGAUUAUACUAAAGACCACCCCCCCUCCUUUUUUUUUCCUGUUCUUUUUUUGGAAGAUGGAGCCAAAAGUAUAUAGGCCUCUUUCUCUCCUCUGCUUCCCCCCAGUUUACAUUUUUCUUUUUAAGUUUGGGAAUUGUUGAUCUAGGAUUAGGAACCAAACCAGGUCAUCAAGCAAGAGAAACAGAUGUCAUAAUUUCUGGAUGUGGCUGGAAACAGGGAAAUGAGCAUUAAAGAUGGUCAGUAAACUGGGAACAAAGUCACGGUUGUGUAGGUCUUUGCUUUUUGGCAGCUCAUAGGCUGGAAUAGCUGUUUUAGGUAGUGAUUGUUACAUGGUUGUGAAAGGCUAUCUGUGAGGUAAAUGUGUUGUGAUUACAGGAGGAUUUAAGAAAUAACAGUUGAACCCCAUUCUCAGUAGCUUCAGUUCAGUUGCUCAGUCAUGUCCAACUCUUUGUGACCCUAUGGACUGAAGCACUCCAGGCUUCCCUGUCCAUCACCAACUCCUGGAGUUUGCUCAGACUCAUGUCCAUUGAGUUGGUGAUGCCAUCCAACCAUCUCAUCCUCUGUCCCCUUCUCCUCCUCUCAGUAGGUUAAUGGCUAGAUUAAAAUAUUACAACCUUGCCCCAUACUUGGCAUAAUAAUAGAAGAUAUUAACAUCAAGGUUAUAGCAAAUUCAAAAUUGUAGUCAACAUAAAUUAUUUUCUAACUGCCUCUGAUGCAUUCUUCUUGAAAUUGUCACAGUAUUAACUACUUAGCCUCAGUUUAUGUUGAGAUCUUAAGAUCUUUUCUGAUUGUAGCCUGUUAAACUGAGAUUAGGAUGAACGUCACGUGGUGUUUGAAAGGUGGAGAUGAGAAGUGUAUGUGAUGUCAUAUGGAAUUCACAUCGACUCUGGCAGCUCUGAUAUCUUAAGAAAUGGAUAAAUGCUAAGCUAGCAAUAAUGAAGAAUGAUUUAGUCUCUCAUAGGAUGUACUUCUCUCAUUCUUGAGUCGUGCAUAUGGCAUAGGCAUAGAAGUGUAGUUUUAAUUUUCUGUUGUAUGCAUAUGAGUAUUUUUGUAGUCCAGUGCAAAUUAAAGUGGAAAACUUGUAAUUAGCAGUGAUAGUAGUAGCAUGCUGCAGAACAAUUCUAAGUCAAUUGCAGGUAUUAAUAAAGGUAAAACAAAUGUGUGUCUAUUUCGUUUUCUUAUUUAGAGCUUUUACUCUCAAUCUGACAUCACUUUAUUGCAAAUGCAUUGUAAGACAGGAAGAACACUGAGAUAGUAUCGAAACCCACUUCCUUUUAUGUACAAAAAUAAAGAGCUCUGACAGCAAAACUGAUACUUCUAGUUGGAAAUCGAUAGAGACUCUCUUGAAAUAGGUAUACCUUUCAGCCAAAUAGGAACAGAGAGUAGAACCUUGAAAUUCAGUCAAAUGUUAAAACUAGUUUAUUGAUUUCUGUGUAAGGUGGAAGAACUUAGAAGUUUGUAGUUUUGGUUCCUAAUUUCCAGACAGGAAACAAUGUUCAGAGAAGAGCUUUAUGGAAUUCCAAGUCAAGAGCUUUCUGAGGAAAUAAACUGAAAAGGGAGGCUGUUUGCAGUAGAACUCCAAAAAGAAGAUCCUUCCCAAAAGUGUUUGGUCACAGUUCUUAAUACAGUAUCAUCUAGGCUGUCACAGCCAUCCUCUCCUCAUUCGGGCUGCCCAUCUCCUACCAUUCCGGCAGGUAAAGUCAUUUCUUCAUCACAGAAGCACAGCAAGAAGGCACUAAAGCAGGCACUAAAACAGCAACAACAGAAGAAACAGCAGCAGCAGCAAUGCAGGCCAAGCAUGUCCAUCUCCUCCAACCAGCACCUCUCUCUGAAGACUGUCAAAGCAUCCAGUGACCCUGUACCUGCCAAACCUGCGAUAUGGGAAGGAAAGCAAUCUGAUGGACAGUCAAGCAGCCCUCAGAACUCAAACUCUAGCUUUUCUUCUUCUUCGGUUAAAGUGGAAAAUCAUUUGCUGGGCCUGGGAAAGAAGUCAUUCCAGAGGUCUGACAGGCUCCACACAAGGCAAAUGAAGAGAACUAAAUGUGCUGAGAUUGAUGUUGAGACGCCAGAUUCCAUUCUGGUUAAUACAAACCUACGAGCGCUAAUCAACAAACACACCUUUUCAGUCCUUCCUGGAGACUGCCAACAGCGACUGCUUUUACUACUUCCAGAGGUGGAUCGACAGGUUGGUCCAGAUGGUCUGAUGAAGUUAAAUGGCUCAGCCCUUAAUAAUGAGUUCUUCACUUCAGCAGCCCAAGGCUGGAAGGAAAGACUUUCAGAAGGUGAGUUUACACCGGAGAUGCAGGUGAGAAUUCGACAAGAGAUUGAGAAGGAGAAAAAAGUAGAGCCGUGGAAAGAACAAUUCUUUGAAAGCUACUAUGGUCAGAGUUCUGGCCUGAGUCUUGAAGAUUCAAAGAAAUUGACAGCUUCACCCAAUGAUCCCAAAGUAAAGAAAACCCCAGCUGAGCAACCAAAAUCGACGCUUCCUUCAGAGGCCUCGCCUGUCAGUGUAGUCCCAGUAAUUCCCCAGUUAGAAUCUAAAGAGGAAGUACUGCAGAUGCCAUCACCAGUCAGAAAAGAAGAGCGUGAAAGCCAAGAUAAGACGCAGCCACACUCCACAGAGCCCCUUCUUUCCCCAGCUACCAAUACAAAUGAGCUUAGCAGCAUUCCUCCCAUCAAGUGCCCGAAGGAUGAGGCUCUUGUGGAGCAAAAGCCAGUUGCCUCUGCUGAACAGGAAUCUGAGAAAGAGAAUCAUCUCACUACAGCUUCAAAUUAUAAUAAAAAUGAAAGCCAGGAAGCUUUAGUUACUUCCCUGAGCAAACCCAAGAGUCCUGGGGUAGAAACAAUAGUAAUGAAGCCCACAGUAGAAGCAGGUCCCCAGGAGACAACUAUGAAAGAGCCUCCAUCAACUCUGGCUGAUCACAGCCCAGAAAGCCUCAAGAGGAAAUCUCUCACCCAAGAAGAGGCCCCGACAAGCUGGGAGAAAAGGCCGCGUGUCACUGAGCAUCGCCAGCACCAGCAGCCAUUUCAAGUCUCCCCACAGCCCUUUCUCAGUAGAGGGGACAGGUUCCAGGUGCGGAGAGUACCACCUCUCAAGAUCCCGGUCUCCAGAAUCUCUCCCAUGCCGUUUCCUACAUCGCAGGUCUCUCCCAGGGCUCGUUUUCCAAUCUCCAUCACUAGUCCUAACAGAACAGGAGCCAGAACCCUUGCAGACAUCAAAGCAAAAGCCCAGCUUGUCAAAGCACAGAGGGCCGCCGCCGCCGCCGCCGCCGCAGCCGCUGCUGCCGCCUCAGUUGGAGGGACCAUUCCAGGACCUGGCCCAGGCGGUGGACAGGGUCCAGGGGAGGGGGGUGAAAGGAGAACUGCUAGAGGAGGGGAUCCUGACUCAGACAGAGUCAGUGAGCCCGGCAAGGGCCCCACACUGGAACUGGCAGGAACUGGAAGCAGGGGAGGUACGAGAGAGCUUUUACCCGCUGGGCCAGACACUCAGCCCCAGUCUGAGACCCGGACCGCAGGCCAGCCACAGCCUCAUAGUGGCCCUGGAGCACAACUACAGCAAACCCCCUCAGUGCCUCCCACAUCUGCCUUCGGUGGAGCAUGCGCAGGUGUCCCCUCCCCAGCCCACAUUCAUGCACUCCCGCCAGCUUUAGGAAAAUUAAGUAAUGAAAAACUAAAUCCCCCCAGGGCAACAGGCAUGGUGGCCUCUCUCAGCCAGCCCCAAGGGCCCAGUAAUGGUAGGCAGGAGAAAGCACCUCCAGCUCCAGCAGAUCCUGCUCUGAUCAUGGGUGCCUCGCCUGUUCAUUUUGCAGCCACUGGCGCAAUGGAGCCUAAAGCAGGUUCUAGUAAGACUGCCCCAAAUCCUCCGGCCUCAGCAGAGAUAAGUGCUAGCGCCUCAGUGGAUACAACCACCUCCCCUUUAACAUCUCUGUUAACAACAGCCACUUUAGAGAAGCUCCCUGUGCCCCAGGUCAGUGUAACCACAGCGCCUACCGGAUCAGCUCCAUCCUUGAGCACUUUGCCGGCAGCCUCUAGCCUUAAAACUCCGGGAACUUCUUCACAUAUGAAUGGACCCAUUUCAAGGCCAAGCUCUAGUAUCCCUGCUAAUAAUCCUUUGGUAACUCAGCUGCUGCAGGGCAAAGAUGUUCCAAUGGAGCAAAUUCUGCCUAAACCUCUUACCAAAGUUGAAAUGAAAACUGUUCCACUCACUACAAAAGAGGAGAAGGGAGUAGGAGCACUCGUAGGUACCAGCGUGACAGAGAACAGCACCAGAGAGGAAGUUCAUGAGAGACAGUCCCAUCCAGCUGCACAGCACCUGGGUAAAACUUUGCAAAGUAAGCAGCUCCCCCAGGUUCCAAGACCCCUGCAGCUCUUUUCAGGUAAGGAUCUAAGGGACUCUGGCAUUGACACACACCAGUACCAAGAAGGACUCAGUAAGGCCACCCAAGAUCAGAUUCUUCAGACUCUCAGCCAGAGGGUUCGGAGGCAGAACAUUCUCUCAUUUGUGCAGCCCUCACAGUUCAACUUGACUCACUCAGGUUUCCCGUUAGAGGACAUUUCCACAAGCCAGAGGUUCAUGCUGGGUUUUGCUGGCAGAAGGACAUCCAAGCCUGCGAUGGCAGGUCACUACUUACUUAAUAUUUCCACCUAUGGCCGGGGUUCAGAGAGCUUUAGGAGGACCCAUUCUGUGAACCCCGAAGACCGAUUUUGUCUGAGUAGCCCCACUGAGGCCUUGAAAAUGGGAUACACAGACUGUAAAAAUGCAGCAGGAGAUAGUAGCAGCGGGAAGGAAGAUGAUACUGACGAGGAAAGUACUGGUGAUGAGCAAGAAUCUGUCCUGGUAAAGGAGGAGCCACAGGCUUCUCAGAGUUCUGGCAAGUGUGAUGCAAGUUCAGGACCCCACAGUAGAGAAACCCUGUCCACCAGUGACUGUUCAGCUAAAAAGAAUGUGAAGGCAGAGACACCAGUGCCUGAGCAAACCCCUUUAAGUAAGGAGAAUUACCUGUUCACUCGAGGCCAAACCUUUGACGAGAAGACCCUAGCCAGAGAUUUUAUUCAGGCAGCACAGAAGCAGAUGGCUCAUGCAGUGAGAGGUAAGACCAUGCGGAGCAGCCCAGAGCUUUUCAAUUCUACAUCUCUUCCUCUGCCUGCAGACAGUCCUACCCAUCAAUCUCUCCUCCUCCCACCACUGCAAACCCCAAAGCUGUACGGGAGCCCCACACAGAUCGGGCCAAGCUACAGAGGCAUGAUCAACGUCUCCACCUCAUCAGACAUGGACCGUAACUCCUCUGUCCCGGGGAUGCCCGACUGUAGUCAGGUGUCUAGCAGUGUUGGUGAUGUCAUGUCCUUUUCAGUGACUGUCACAGCCAUCCCUGCCAGCCAGGCCGUGAAUGCCGGCAGCCGCGGCCAGACCAUUCCUGUUCAGGCCUUCCCUGAGGAGAGCAGCGUAGAGGACACACCUUCCAAGUGUUACUGCCGGUUGAAAGCCAUGAUCAUGUGCAAGGGCUGCGGAGCCUUCUGCCACGACGAUUGCAUUGGCCCCUCCAAACUCUGUGUCUCCUGCCUUGUUGUUCGGUAAUGAGAUCAGAAGGAGAGCUCUCUGUAAAGGAGACAGGAAUGGGGAAGGGUUGACAGAUGUGGUUUUUGCCAUUCUUUUGGAAUCAUAGAAAUAAACUAGGUUUCAGUUUCAGUUGUCUUAAGAGACAAGUGUUGCUUAAUCAGGAACACAGAGUACAGAUCUUACAUUUUAGAGAAAGAGCACCUUGUAUAGUACAAGUCAAGCAAGACUUUGUGAAUUUGUGACAAGUUUGCACUUACAAAAUCAUGUAAAUAUGUCACAUCUUGUUUUAACAUUUUUCCAGGUGUUUAGGUAAUGAUGUAUUACUUUGACUUCAGAUUGCUGUUCCACUUCAUGUGACUGAAAAGUUUAAUGCCACACAUGGUAAAAGGCAGUGAUUUCCCUUCUGCCCUUUCCUAAGAGGCUAGGGAAAGGAAGGAGUGGAGGAAUGGUCUGAGGAAAUGACUGUUCAUGUUGAUUAUGUCUUGACAGUCUGACCGCAGGCUUUGCAUAUAGAUUCUUCAGGCUUUGCAGAAUUUAGAUUGAGGGUUUACUCACUCCCUUUACCUAGGUGGAACCUGCUCCAGUUGUUAUUUUUGAUAAGGCAUUAAUUUCAUAGUUAGUGUUUCUGACUCUGAAAGUUCUGCGUUGGUUCUUGGUUUCCACAGCCCAGUCCUGUUGCCAGGCGUUCUGCUUGCGGUCUAUGAAUCCCUGCCAUUCCCUACUCCCACUUCUUGCCCUGAAGAGAGAGUUGCCUCACUAGACCCCUCAGGUCACCAUCCCCUGUGCAGGGCAGUGAUUCCAGCAAUAAUCUCUGAGGAUUCAGUCAUUCAUGGGAGCUUACAAACAAGUUUGAAAUACUAGUAGAAAAUUAACAGAGAAGUGUCAGUGAUAGGGUGUUUUGUUGGGUAAGUGGAGUUAAGGUGCAGAAAUUUCUGAACUGAAUUUAAGGAACUUUGGAAGACAAUUUUAACACUAGAAACAAAGUAGCCCCUCUCUCUCCCCCAUUCUCUCCAACCUGUUACCUAAUGUUCUACAGUCAGCUGUAUCUACAGGUAGAAAAACCUCAUUAAACCACAUUUGCCCCAUGCUGUUUUAUCUGUUUUGACCUCCCAGGCAUUUGAGGAGCAUGGAAAUCAUCUUAAUUAUAUUACUUUGAACAGAUAUGUGUGGCAUACACAUUGUAAAAGUCAGACACUUUUUCCUAUUUUCCUAUUUUAGAAAACAUGUCCCCUGUUUUGGAUUACUGCUGUCUACACAUUAGAAGUUUCUAAUGUAAAGGGUCUUUAGUGAAUGACUAAGGAAACAUCUAGAAAGGAAGAGAAAUCAGCUCCAAAUUUUUGUUUGUUCUUUUUUUUGGUUUCCUUUUUGUUGAAUCCUGUCUCUCGUAAAUGAAGAAUUUUUGAAUACAUGUGUUUAAGUCAUGGUUAAAGAACAUGAAAAUAAAUCUACAAUUUACCAGAAUUUGGUAUUAAAAAGUU